AUGACUCCUAGACUUUCGUUUUCUAGUUUCUCUUCUUGUCACUUGUGCCUUCUUGUUGUUUUGGCCUUGUUUCAUUCAUGCUCAUCCAAACAAAACUCUGAACAUGUAUUAUGCAUUGAUGCCGAGAGACAAGCACUUCUCCGGUUCAAGCAUGGCUUGACUGAUGAAACUCAUCGACUUGCAUCCUGGGUUGCCGAGAACAAAGAUUGUUGCAACUGGUAUGGGAUUACUUGUGAUAAUUCUACAGGUCAUGUUCAUCGGGUUCAUCUUCCUGGACAUGGUGGUCAUUGUCCUGCUUAUUCAGUUAGUUACUUCACUGAAAAAGAAUACACAGAUGCAUCAAAGCAGAGAUUGAAAGGGGAUAUAAGUAGAUCCUUGUUGGACCUAAAGCAACUCAAGCAUUUGGACUUGAGUUGCAAUGAUUUUAGAGGGAUCCAGGUUCCUAAAUUCAUUGGUUCUCUUCAAAACCUUAAAUAUCUUAACCUUUCGAAUUCCAAAUUUGGUGGAACUAUCCCUCCACAACUAGGGAAUCUUUCAAACUUGAACGUCCUUUGUCUUGGAAGUUUUCAUGAAUUCAACGAGGAAUCAACAAGCGUGAUGAAUAUGCAGUGGUUGUCUGGUCUCGGUAUGUUGCAUCACCUGGAUAUGAGUGGUGUGGACCUUAGCAAAGCAGUUGAUUGGCUUCAGGUGAUCAAUACCCUUCCUUCUUUGGUUGAACUACAUUUAUCUAGUUGUGCACUCUCAGAUAUUCAUCCAUAUGUUCAUCGUCUUAAUCUAACGUCCCUUUCCUUACUUGAUCUUUCUGGACAAUUAUCUCUUCUAAGGACGUUAGAUAUUAGUCUAAAUCAAGUUUCUGGUCCCAUACCAUACUCAAUGGGGCGAUUAUCUUCAUUGGAGGUGUUGGAUCUUUCAGAUAACCGCAUAAACGGCAGCCUUCCCAAUUGGAUUGGACGACUAUCAUCAUUGAAGGAGUUAAUUCUUUCAAAUAACCAACUAGAUGGCAACCUUCCUGAUAGCCUUGGUCAACUUUCAAAGUUGAAUUCUUUAGGUUUUUCUAACAAUUCGUUGACGGGUGUUGUGACAGAAUCUCACUUUGCAAAACUAGUGAGCUUGAAUUAUCUAGAUGGAGCAGGAAACAACUUAACUUUCAGACCGCAAGUUGAAAGCUGGAUUCCCGCUUUCCAGUUGCGGGAAUUUUAUUUGAACUCUUGGGUUUUAGGGCCUGACUUUCCAUUGUGGUUGCAAUCACAAAAGAAAUUAACGGAAUUGGACAUAAGUAACACACACAUUUCAUCACCCAUGCCGGAGUCAUUUGUUGAUUCAUUUCCCAAUCUUGCUUACUUAGAUAUGUCAGAAAAUCGCAUCCAAGGAAAUAUAACGUUGUUGGUUAUCCCUGCAACACUUGAGGAAGUCAACUUAAGCUUCAAUGAAUUGCUAGGGUCACUACAACAUUUAUUGUGUUCCAAUGGUGUCACAAAAAUAAAGUUUCUUAACUUGGGAAAUAAUAAUUUGUCUGGCGUCAUUCCAGACUGCUGGGAAAAGUGGCCGAGUUUAGGAGUCUUAAACUUGGAGAAUAACAAUUUGUCUGGUGAGAUUCCAAGAACAUUGGGUUCUAUACCUUCCUUAGAAUUCUUAAGCAUGCGCGGGAAUAAGAUCUCAGGACGUUUACCGUCUUCUCUUAUGAAAUUGAUGAAAUUAAAGGUCCUUCAACUUGGCAGAAAUGAACUUACUGGGAGAAUUCCAACAUGGAUUGGGACAAAACUCACUCUUUUGAGAUUACUCAACUUUAGAGCUAACAAUUUGGACGGAAGUAUUCCUCAUGAGAUAUGUUAUCUUAAAGAUGUUCAAAUCUUGGAUCUUGCUCAUAAUAAUCUUGAUGGAAAUAUUCCAAGUUGUUUUAACAACUUUAGCAUCCUUUCCGGCAUAGAAGCUACCCCAAGUGAUCUUUUUGCUUUCAAUUUUGGCCGCGGACCAGCUUAUACUAUUAUUGGUGAUUCAUUGGUGACAAAGGGACGAGAAGACACAUAUAGCACCAUUCUUGGACUAGUGAUGUUGCUGGACCUUUCGAGUAACAAUCUCGUUGGGCAUAUUCCAAGUGAACUAACAUCUCUGACAGAGUUAAGAUCAUUGAAUUUAUCAAGAAAUCAUUUGACCGGAAGGAUCCCAGAGAAGAUUGGUGGCAUGGAGUCACUUGAAUCAUUUGAUUUAUCAUUGAACAAUCUUUCUGGAGAUCUUCCCAGGAGCUUGUCAAUGCUGAAUUUCUUGAGUAGCUUCAACGUGUCCUACAACAAUUUCAGCGGAAGAAUUCCAACGAGUACUCAGCUCCAAAGCAUGAAAGAGUCCAGCUUCUUAGGUAACAAACUUUGUGGAGCUCCGCUAACUCAAAAUAAAGGUUGUGUACCUCGUACUUCAACAACUGAUACAAGUCAAGAAGUAAAAGAAGACGGCGGAGGAGAUUGGGGGUUAAUUAUUAGCAUAGUGGUUGGUUUUGUUACUGGAUUUUGGAUAAUUCUGGGUCCAUUGAUAGUGAAGAGAUCAUGGAGGAUAGCAUAUUUUAAUUUCUUAAGUAGAUUGAGCUAUAUGGUUUAUAAUGUUACGCGUUCGUAUAAGUUUUGCAUCUGGCAGUUCAAUUUCCGUGAGUUUAACGUGAAUGACGAUGUUUUUGCAAAUGAUUCUGUUGAGCUGUUGAAACAGAGCGGUAUCAAUUUUAAGAAAAAUAAUGAAAACAGAAUUGAUGCGCGUAGAUUUGGCGAGUUGUUGAUAUCUUCAGGGAUUGUGCUGAAUGAUAGUGUGUAUUGGGUAACAUUUCACAGUGGAUAUGAUUUCGGAUAUUUGUUGAAAGUGUUAACAUGUCAGAAUCUGCCUGAUACACAAUCUGGAUUUUUUAGUUUGAUUAAUAUGUAUUUUCCCACCAUUUUCGAUAUUAAACAUCUGAUGAAGUUCUGCAACAGUCUUCAUGGUGGGUUGAAUAAGUUAGCUGAGUUAUUGGAAGUCGAAAGGAUUGGUGUUUGUCAUCAAGCGGGUUCGGAUAGUCUGCUUACUGCGUGUACUUUCAGGAAGUUGAAGGAUAAUUUCUUCAGCGGGUCGUUGGAGAAGUAUGCUGGUGUCUUGUAUGGUUUAGGUGUCGAUAAUUGACGACAAUGGUAGAGGAAAUAAGCAACGAUUUGUUAAAAAAGAUAUCGAUAUGUUGGUUUUGUUUGUUCUUGUUUGCGAUAUAUUCAUGGUUUACAUUUUUUUAUGAUUUAUAAUAAAAAGAUGCAGCUGGUAUUUGAUGUCUA
This is a messenger RNA of Helianthus annuus (common sunflower), 3278 nucleotides long. Its product is annotated as receptor-like protein EIX2. The record is from RefSeq and is a predicted model, not a curated record. The transcript has 4 exons. Gene Ontology annotation, molecular function: protein binding; nucleic acid binding. The coding region runs from base 1 to 3135 and encodes 1044 amino acids. Lineage: Eukaryota; Viridiplantae; Streptophyta; Magnoliopsida; Asterales; Asteraceae.